AUGCAGCUUGUAGAUCGAGGCGACGCCCCAGCUUCGAUAGGGCAUUCCAAGCACAUAGCAGGACGCCUCUACCACACGGAUUCUCGAAUUCAGCCUCACAUUAGCCGUCAGUCACUUCCGAAGCACAAUCUGCAAACACUCGAGGGCUCGCAGUGUGUGGAUCUCGCUUACCAGGGCACAGAAGAAAUUGUGCUGAGCAACAGAACAAUACUCAAGAUUGGGCGAGACGAGCGGGCGAAUUCGUUUUUAAUUGGUCAAGACGCUGAGAACUACGUAUCGAGAAAGCACUGCGAAGUCUACGUCGUCCUCUACGAACUCGGUAUAAGUCAUGUGUACGUUCGAGAUCGCAAGUCCUGCAACGGGACCUACGUAAAUGGUCUCUGCAUUGGAGACUCUUGGCAAGUUUCGUCGGGCCAUCUCUUGGCCGAUGGCGACGUAAUCACAAUCCAGCCGUACUGGCAGUUCCUGUUCAAGCAGGAAGCGCUCGCGCCAGAAGAGCCACUCAGCACCCUACAGGCGCAGGAGUCACAGCUCUUCCAAGAGAAAUACACCAUUCUGCCCCGGGUGCUCGGUGCAGGGAGCCAAGGGUGCGUCCACCUCGCCGUCAAGACAGCGUCCAGGAAGCAGCUGGUAUGCAAGAUUAUAAAUUUGAAGCAGGCAGGUGUCCGCGGGCGGCAGCAGUCGCCUCAAAAGAUGCUACAAGAGUCCGAAAUAUUGCGUCGACUGAAACAUCCCAACAUCCUAACCUACGUCGACGCGCUGUGGUCCCCGCAUACCCUAGAUCUCAAGCCUGAGAAUAUACUUCUCGCAUGCUCCCCAAAAGUUGCCUACCAGCGUGUUAUGCUAUCCGACUUUGGAUCCUGCGCACUGCCCCUCAGUAACAAACUCAAGACGAACGUUGGGACGCAAAACUUUCAAGCACCCGAGGUCUUGAGAGGAGAGGAGCAAACCGCCGCUGCUGACAUCUGGUCGCUUGGUGUUAUUUCAAUGCUGCUAGUGUCCGGCUGCGGACUCCCUGGGAUCGAUGGUCUGGCCCGACUUGACCAAAGCUCUCUUGGAAAAACGCUGGACGCCGUAAGCGCCGACUGCGAGCAGGCGUCCGCCAACGCCAAGGACUUCAUCCUGCGCUGCAUGAAGAUCAAGGCCAGCGACAGAAUCACCUCCACCGACGCGUACUGCCACGACUGGUUCCACACACCGACCAGCCACCUCGAAUUCUUCCAGAGGCUCGACGCGCGGACGACCGCCCUGUAG
Messenger RNA from Cordyceps fumosorosea ARSEF 2679, 1254 nucleotides. Its product is annotated as Protein kinase-like domain protein. Gene Ontology annotation, biological process: protein phosphorylation. NCBI's taxonomy places the organism in Eukaryota, Fungi, Ascomycota, Sordariomycetes, Hypocreales, Cordycipitaceae. Gene Ontology annotation, molecular function: protein binding; ATP binding; protein kinase activity. The coding region runs from base 1 to 1254 and encodes 417 amino acids. The record is from RefSeq and is a predicted model, not a curated record. The transcript is spliced from 6 exons.